Molecule: messenger RNA, 2043 nt
Organism: Physella acuta
Lineage: Eukaryota; Metazoa; Mollusca; Gastropoda; Physidae
Source: RefSeq, a predicted model, not a curated record
GCACGGAGAAAGGCGCGAAGUAACAGCUGAGCGAACUGCUGGAGUGGCCUCUUCAGACAUGCCUUUGAUUUAGUACGAGCAGACGAUGACAGCACUUGAUGGGAGUGACCUAAUGACCUAAGGAGUACUGUCGUAAACAAAACACAGACGUGAGGUCCGAGCUUGUCAGAUGGACGCCAUCAAAACAUCACACCGUGACGGUCGCCGGUCAAGGACACACUAGAGAACAGGAGGCUUGAGAUGGACGAGUCCAAGUUGGACCCCGGGAGGGACAUCAGGAUACAUGUGGACGGUCCCAAGCCCCAACAAAUGACAACAACCGUCCAGGUCACACCAAUGAAGGCUGCAGCCGAGAUGGCCGACGCCAUCAGGAGACAGAGGAGAACAACCGGCAUAGGCUACAGCUACAGCGACGCCUUCACCCCCCGAGUGGCGUCAGGGGGGCACAAGCGCAGCACUACGCAGUACUCGAUCAUCAACCCCAGCAACAGCGGAGACAGCGGAAAUGGCACCACGGCCACCGUCAACGGUCAAAUUCCCGGAAGUCGGGACAGUAAGAGCAACCUUGACCUUGUAUCAGGGAACCUGUCUUACCCUAUCCCGCAGAGAAACGCGAGGAAGCCCAAAGACGACGACGCCUUGGUGAAAACUGUGAUCGGGAAUCCCAAAGGGUACAGCGUGGUGUACGCCAAGCCGCACCAAAACAAUGCGGGCGAACAAUCCAGCAUCAACACCCACGGCGGUAGGUCCCACACCGGCUCUUCUGCGACCAUCAGCCUAGCGAGGAUGCCGAGACUGACGGUACCAUCCGGCCUGCAGCCCGACCCCCGGCACCCCCGGGCGCCAGCGUCUGACUGGCUGACACGUAGACACAGAGACACGACCGCACACGACAACACCAUCGAGGACACUCUAUUCACCAACAAAUGGAACCAGGACGCCUCAAGUCUCCACCCCACGGGCCGCCUGGGUUUCGCCAUUCCCACCUCCCCCAGGUGGAACUAUGACGAGACUUUAACAGCAGCCAGCACCAACAGCCCACGUCUGUUUGUCAAAUCCCCCUCCCAGAUGGAUAUAAAAACACACCUCGCCCCCACCACCCGUAGUUUGAACAGCUGGAUGGAGCCACAACCGAGCUCCAACGAGAACAAUUCCUUCAUCGACCUGGCCAACACGGUCAUGGGCUCAGUGACCAACGACCUGAACCAAAUUUACCAGAUCUGCCACUCCAGGGUCAGGUAUUCCGACAUCCUCGGAAAAAAAUGUACACAGCACGUCCGAUUCAAGUCCCCUCGCCACCGACUCGUCAAACAGCCUGCAGCUAAACGACGCUCGGGUUUUCUUAUCGCCUACGUCACUGCGCGCCUCCUCGCCGCCCUUCUCCCCGGCACCCUCGCCCGUCAUCUCCCCCCGGAGGACACUGCCCGACCUGAAGCCACGCCCUAGUUUCCAAAAGACUACAGUGCACAUCAACAAAUCGCCGUGGUGGAAACACUCAGACGACGAUCAAAACACCACCGAACCGGAAACGGAGUUUUCGCUUUUACCGGAACCGGAAAUCGACUACGACAAACCAAUCACGAUAAUCUUCGAAUCGGAUGACCGCCAAACGACACGGACACGACCGAUACUCAAACAAACAAGUCGGUCGUCGCCGUACGUUUACAGCAACGGCGAUGUCAACAACAACAAAACGUCGCUACCCGUCAUCCCCAGCAGCACCGUCAGUAAAAAACAUCUCCACUAGCACCUUCAGUGUGCACGCCAAACGCGCAGUACUUGACUCGGACUCUUCAGGUCAGAGCAGUCUAACCCGGGACAAAGGGAGGCUAGUCAGAUUUAACGCCGAUCCAAAAAUCUACGAGUUCGCUCCCUCUGAGCCAGUUCUCGCACCUAAGUGAACAUCUUUAUUUAAAAACUGGAAUAUUCUUCAAGCUUCAAUUUAUUUAAGCUUUAAAUACUUCAAACAUGUGAUACUUGAGUGCAUUUUUGUCAUCGUAUAUAUGUAUAUAUGACUAAACUAUUUAUAAAAUAUAUGUAACA